Molecule: messenger RNA, 306 nt
Organism: Toxorhynchites rutilus septentrionalis
Lineage: Eukaryota; Metazoa; Arthropoda; Insecta; Diptera; Culicidae
Product: eclosion hormone-like
Exons: 2
Coding region: 16-306 (96 amino acids)
Biological process (GO): ecdysis, chitin-based cuticle; neuropeptide signaling pathway
Molecular function (GO): ecdysis-triggering hormone activity
Source: RefSeq, a predicted model, not a curated record
UACUCAGAAUACAGAAUGUAUAUCACCAAACUGAACAUUACAAUCUUCCUGGCUGCAUUCUGCACGUUCGCUUUCAUUCUCGAGGUGAAGCCUAACCCAACGAUGGAUCUUUUGGGAGGUUACGAAGUUGUCUCGGUUUGUAUGACCAACUGCGCUCAAUGUAAGCGAAUGUACGGCGCGUUCUUCGAAGGACAACUGUGUGCGGAAGCGUGUCUCGAGUUCAAAGGCAAAAUCAUACCGGACUGUGAAGAUGUUGGGUCGAUAGGUGGAUUUCUGAAUCCUGGUGAGCUCAAGAAGUACGCAUGA